Schistosoma intercalatum is the source of this 5860-nucleotide messenger RNA. NCBI's taxonomy places the organism in Eukaryota, Metazoa, Platyhelminthes, Trematoda, Strigeidida, Schistosomatidae. The record is from the annotation of a GenBank genome assembly.
ACAAGGCGCCUUUUGCGACUGGGAAAUUAUGGCGGGAGUCCAUGUUUCUGGACCGGGGCCUCCCAGUCAUACCUCCCCAACCAAAGUUGCUCUCCCUAGUACCUCCCGUAACCAGGCACGUGAUGCUGAGUCUCGCAAGGAGAAAAAAAUUGGACACAGACGUGUUACAGAAGAAGGAACUGUCACGUACAAGAAGAAACCUACAUCAGAACUUCAAGGAGCUAUUCAACUUGGCAUACAACAUCAUAUUGGUUCAUUACAGCAAAAACCUGAUCGUGAUCUUUUAUACGGAGAUUUUAAUAUUAUCGAUACGGUUAAUUUUCCUCGUGAAGGCACGAAAACAACACAAGCCCAUCCAUAUUCAGAUUUCCGAUUUAGAAUUUAUGCUCCUGUGGCUUUUCGAUGUUUCCGAAAGUCAUAUAAAUUGGAUAUUCGUGAUUUCUUAAACUCUUUAUGUAGCCAAUCACUUCAAGAGCUUUCAAACCCCGGUGCAAGUGGUUCCAUUUUUUAUAUUAGUCAAGAUGAUGAAUUCAUCAUUAAAACUGUACAACAUAAAGAAGGUGAAUUUUUACAAAAAUUAUUACCAGAAUAUUUUAUGAAUUUAAUGCAACAUCCUCGUACUUUAUUACCAAAAUAUUACGGUCUUUAUUGUUAUCAGUCUGGACAUAAAAAUAUUCGAUUUGUUGUCAUGAAUAACCUACUACCUUCUUCCGUACGUAUUCAUGAAAAAUAUGAUUUAAAAGGAUCUACUUAUGGUCGCCAGGCCAGUGAUGCUGAACGCGCUAAAAGUUCACCAACUCUAAAAGAUCUCGAUUUUAUUGAGAAUCAUCCAGAUGGAAUCUGGUUAGAGGCAGAAACCUAUGAUGCUUUGCUCAAAACGAUAGAAAGGGAUUGUCUCGUACUCAAGUCUUUUAGAAUUAUGGACUACUCCCUUCUUUUAGGUAUACACAAUUUGGAUCAAGCUAAACGUGAACGACUCGCUCAAAAACAUGCAUCUGAAAAACAAUCUAGUGUAAAUGAACAUGGUGAUGAGUCGUCUGACUUAUCUCCGAAUUCAAUUCCAAAAAUUAAAUCCAACGGAUUAGUAUCACAUAUUUCUAAUAAGAGUAAUGGCAAUAACACUGAUCGGUCUACUUCACCAUCAAAUGGUGUAGGUAUUGGUGGACUUAUAGGUGCUGUCAAUGAGAGCAGUAAUAAAACAUCACCAUCUUCUCCAAAUGGUUCACAAUUACCUACACGUCAUGCUCAUUUCACAUCUGGUGUUGAUGAUGAAAUAAAAACACCAAGUGAUCAUAUUACUAACAAUGAUGAAGAGGAUAAAUCGGUGUUUCAACGCGGCGUACAUAAAUCACAUUCACAAAAACGUGUUGUUGCUUAUUGUACUGCUAUGGAAUCCAUUAAAGCAAGCUCAGAACCGGUUGAAUUGGAAUCAGAAGAACGUGAACUUAUUCCAUCUGGAGGUAUUCCCGCACGUGAUACUAACGGUGAUAGAUUGUUGUUGUAUAUUGGUGUUAUUGAUAUUUUACAAAGUUAUCGAAUUUUAAAGAAAAUGGAACAUGGUUUCAAAUCUUUGGUAGCUGAUGGAAAAACUAUUUCUGUCACACAUCCGUUAUAUUAUGCUCAACGUUUUCAAGAGUUUAUUGGUCGUACAGUUUUCAAACGUAUACAGUCUCUUGAUGAACCGAAUGUUUUUGGACCGCAUACAUCACGAUUCAGGCGAUAUGUUCAUAUGGCUCAAGCAGCUGUUGCAUUAAAGCAAAGUACUUCCAAACGUCUUCAUCGUCCUAUGGCUGCUAUCAAAACUCUAGAUGAUACGAUUGAUUUGGCUGACAAAGGAACAACAUAUGAAAGUGUUAAAUCGACAGAUGUUUCACCUUUGUAUAGAUCAGAUCGAAACAGCUCAACUCAAGCGCUCAUCUACUAUACAUCGUUUAAUAACAUCAGCUUUACGAAAUACGAUGUGCGGUGUCCAUCCGAAGUCCAAAGUUGUAACGGUACAUACUCAAGAAAAAGCUCAUAUUCUAGUUCACCAUCAAAACAGCCUUAUGCGAUUAGAAGUAAAUUGGGAUCCAAUUCCUCCAACAUUGCGCCAAUCACAAAAAUGCCGAACCGGUACCGUAGUACGGGCGAACUCAAUCGAAGGAUCUCCACUCCAGAAUCAUCAAUUUUUACCAUGUCGUCUGAAAAUGACCAAGGACCAAUUACAGGAAAUAAUUACAGUAGAAGAUUUAAACCACAAUCCGGAUACAGAUCUACCGCUUUAAUAUCUUCAUUUAAUAAUAAUAAUAAUAAUCAACGUAUCCUACAUUUGUACGAUAUAUUAGCAGCUGAUAUUGAACGUACACCUAGUCAAAUUAGUUUCAGUACAUCAAGUUCAAGUGAUAGAUAUUCAAAUAUUGCUGAUAAACACAUUAAUGAUAGUCAGAAUAAUCUAUCAUCACCACUUAACAAAUCAUCUUAUUAUGACCAUAAUUUAUUACAAAUAGUCAAUAAUCAACCAAAAUCAUGUGGCAUUACACAAAAUAGUCAUCAAAUAUCAUCGUAUCAAGUUGAUACUUCUCUUUUUAAUUCACAAGUACUUCCGUCAAACAUUGAUAAAAAUAAUAAUAGUGAUAAUAAUAGUACAUUAAAAAUAAGUGAUGAAUCGUCUGAUUUGAUAAACAAUAUUAAAAAGAGACAAUCUAAUCGACUCAGUCAGAUUGAUUGUGCUUCAUUAGAGAAAUUCAUGAAUGAUGCUUCUUCAACACUCUCCUCUCCCAUCUAUGAUCCUUAUGGGAUGGCAUUUAAAAUUCCUAGUUGGUCAUCAUCACCUUCUACAAUCGCAUAUCACCGUAAUCAUCACCAACCAUAUAAUCGUCGUCGUCCUCUACCAGCCCUAAUUACUGAUAAACAGCAAGAUUGUCCAGUUCCUUCUUCACGUAGUUCUAUCAAAUCAUCUGGAAGUAUAUCACGACCUGUCCCGAUACUUAGUGAAUCAUUUAUAAGAAAGCGUCAAUGUCGAAAAGUGAAUUGAAAAUCUCCUAACAGAAUAAUAGAAUCUAAACAAAAUGUACUUGUACAUAGUAUGUAAUUCUUUUUUUAAAAACAACAAGCAGGAAUGAUCUAUUUUGUACGAUACCAUAAGCCAACAUCUGCGAAUCAAUUGUAUUUACGACCAUUACUAUUUUUCUAAUUCUCAAGUACACUUAGCAUAUAACUAUACAUAUAGUAUAAUUAAGUACUCUCGAUACUCGUCGUUACUAACCAAUAAAGAUCUAUCCGCUUUCCCCAAACUUAUCUCAUAAAAGCGAUCUGUUUAAUGUUAUUUAUGCAUAAAUAUAUAUAUUCACUGUUUGUUUUGCCAUACCGUAUUGCGUCUACAUUAUGUUGUUUGUCGAUUUUCUCAAUGUUUGCGUCGUUGUUAUUCAUAUUCAAGAGUAUAAAUAUUCUAUUAUUUGAUACAAUUAUUCUAACAAUAAUAUUGUAAACAAUUACACACCAUAUAGUUUAUUCAAAUCGUUGUUGUAAAUACAUGGAUAUACACAUAUUGAUUCUUUACUAUGCGACAUAUCUUUCGAUACCUAUAUGUAUACAUAAUAGAAAUCCUGUCUUUGUUUUUCAACUUGGAAUUACUUGUUUGUUUUUCUUUUCGUUUUUCAAUGUUAACAAUUGAAUAUUUAAUUUGUACAUUCCAGUUCAGUCUAAAUCUUCAUCCCUUUGUUCUAAUUGUCUUUAUACUUUUUCUUCAAUGGUUUGUGAAAGAUUUGCAAUUUUCGAUUUUUUUUUCGUUGUUUCAUUUAGUGAAUAUGAUAGUAUGAAUAAAAUUAUUGUCACUGCCGUAUAUUAUUCUGCACUAAUCGUAAUCAUGUCGUUUUUCGGAAAUUCACUGUGCAAGUCAUUAAAAUGUGAAUUUUGAUGCUUUUUUUUCUCUCCUUAUUUUCAAUAAUAAUUGAUAAAUAGUAACUAAUACUAAUUGAUUCCUAUUGUUAAUUCAUUCAUGAAUAGUAUACAAGUCAACUGAUGGAUAUAGCUCUCUCAUGGAAAAGUAUGGAUAAUAAUCCCUUCUUAACAUUCCCUAGAAUACCUGUUGUACUCAUUUCUUGAUAUCUUUCUAUAUUAGUCACAUAUAGGCUUUUAAAAUGAUGUUUUCAUUUGAUCAUUAAAUAGUUCUAUCCAUGUAUGUUUAUGUGUUUUGUUUCUCAACGAGUGUACUCUCUUCUUUUCAUCUUACUAUUUAGAACGUCAACUUUCCAGUGUAUAGUUACUUGUCGAGUGCGUAAACGUUUGUCUUUGUAUAAUAGUAGUGUAAUGCAAUAAUUCAUUCAAGCAGUGUUUACUUCACUUGUAUUUCGUCUGUCGCAUACCUUCACAUUUAUUUAUUAAAAUAAUUUUCCUGUUACAUUUAUAUUUUUUUUAAGUGAAUUCUACUACUGGUGAUUAUACUGCUGAUUUUUUUCUUUUAACGUUUGUUUUUGUUGUUUGUCCAAUGCUCGUCAAAUAUUUUCACACAUGAAUAAUUGACUUUUUCACUCUACCUAUUUAUGUUCAUGAUCUACAUUAUCCUAGUUUAUGUUAAAUGAUUCAUCUUAAUAAUGAUGAUGAUGGCAUUUUUAGUUUUGUUCUCUCUUACGCUCUCUAUUAUUCUCAUCAUUAUUACCGUUGGUAGUCAUGAACAAUGAUGACAACAAUGUAAUAACAGUCUAAUUAUCAUACGCACAUGUUAUUUCUUCAGUGCUCUUGAAUCUGUAUUUUGUCAAAUUUGUAUGUUUGUUGCAGCGUUUUGUUCUAUUUUCUUCAUUGUUUUCGGUGGUUUAUAUUACCAUGUGAUGAUUGUACAUAUUUGUUUUGUGUCUGGCAGUCAGUGAUAUAAUUUAUUCCAUUGAUUCAUUUAUACCUGCUUAUUUACAAACAAAUGAUUACUACUUACUAGUAUCGAGUAAUAUCUUCUCUUUCGAUCAAUAGUUAUUCAUGCUUUACUAUUAUCUCUGGAAAAAUUUUCUAACGCAUACUUUUGUCACAUAUAUCACUACUACUGAUCUUGGCACAUUUUAUCGCUAUCCUCCUUUAUUCGUUAUUCUCCAUCUCAUGUUUAAAAAAGUCUAGAACAAUUUCAUAGUAUUGAAAAUGAAAUCCUCCUCACUACUACCUUUCAGACAUGCAAUCGAAAUAAUUUUAUUUCCGUUUAUCUUCACUUAUUCUUAUUAUGUUUUGCUCGACAAAAAAAAAUCUCAUUCAUUUAUCUGCAGAAUAUUGAAUAUUUAAAAAUUUAACUUAUCAUUGUUAUAAUUAAUCACUGUUAUUCUUAUUUGCCUGAUAUUUAACGAAAAGAUAUGUUUAUCAUAUAUAAUAAUUAGUUCUAAAACACUGUAUUCACACAGCAGUAUACAGUUCGUAGAAAAAGAGUAUUAUAUUUUAUAAUUUCUAUCAAGAAUUAAUCUCAAUUAGAUUACCAUUGGGAAGCUGUUUCAUCCUUGUGUGGGACUUAUCAGCAAUAUAUACACACGUUUUUGCUAGGGAUCAAACCCAGUACCUCCAAAUCAAUGAUUUGACAACCAAUGAUUCAUAGUUUCAACUUCAGUGUAUUUGCGAUGUUGUACAACCAGUUUCACUGGUCGAUAACCACUACUUCCGGGUUUUUUAAUAAUUGUCUAAGUACGAUCUGAUCCUAAUGUAUUAUUGCUAUUAGCUUUAUCCAAUAUUACAUUUUUGCUACCAUGUAGAAUUCUCAACACAAAGUAUUUUAACAAGUUUCCUCUUAUUUCUUCAAUAUUGAGUGGUCACCAGUUAACAGUGCAGUCAGUCGACAUCUAAAUAAUGUACAUUCUUUUCGCUGUAUAUUGCCAGCAACCACGAUAUCGCUUGGCAUGCGAGAGAGCCCGAG